This is a messenger RNA of Lathyrus oleraceus (garden pea), 723 nucleotides long. RefSeq names its product probable pectinesterase/pectinesterase inhibitor 58. The coding region runs from base 1 to 723 and encodes 240 amino acids. The transcript has a single exon. Gene Ontology annotation, molecular function: enzyme inhibitor activity. Lineage: Eukaryota; Viridiplantae; Streptophyta; Magnoliopsida; Fabales; Fabaceae. The record is from RefSeq and is a predicted model, not a curated record.
AUGGGAGGAGCGUGUGAUAAUAUCAACGGUGGUGGUCGUAAUCAGAAGCAAAGGUUUAGAUUUGUUGGUGUCUUUUACAUUCUUCUUAUCACUGUGGUCGGAACUGAUGCGGCGGGCGGCCUUGGAGGACCAGGAGAACAAAAUGGAAAAACAUCUAGCACACAAAGGGAUGUUGAAAGUCUUUGUCUAUCAGACCCUGAUAAAUGUAACAAGAAACUAGGAAGUUUGUUUAAUGGAACAAUAAACAUAAAAGAUAGUAUAAAAAACGCACUGAUUGCAGACGCCGUGGAGUUACAGAAACACAUAGACAAUCCAGUUCUUUAUAAGGAAUUGGUAAAAGACAAAAGGUCGGAAGAAGCUAUGCGAAUUUGCGACGAAGUAAUGGAUAAUGCUGUUGAUGCAGUUAAUAAAUCUGUUGGUGAAUUAGACACAUUUGAUUUCAAUAGGUUGAGUGACUUUGUUUUCGAUCUUCAAGUUUGGAUGGCUGCUACCCUUUCAGAUCAACAAACAUGUUUGGAUGCUUUUGAGAAAGUGGACACAAAAGCUAGUCAGAGAAUGGCUCAGAUUUUGAGCAAUUCUAUGAAUUUAAGCAAUAAUGCUAUAGACAUGAUUAAUUCUGUUUCUGAAUUACUUGACGAUUUUGGUCAUGUUCCAAGUGAUCUUGAUAGGAGGCCUUUAUCCGAUGAAUCCGAAAAACUUGUUGGUGGUUUCAGUCAUAGAUGA